AUGGCUCUUAAAAGUCCUCGGUAUUGUUUAUACCGUGAUUUUGUUGAUGCUUAUAUGAAAGGUCAUUCUGAAAUGACACGAUGUGUAUCUCAUCAAACUGCACAAACAGAAUGGAAUCAAAUAAAAAAGGAUGAAAAUUAUGUUAAACAAAAAAUAACUGAAUAUCUUGAUCGAUGGAAUAAAGCAGGUCAACCAGAACGUGAACCUUCAAAAAAAUCUCCUAAAAAAAAAGCUGGUACACCAAAGAAUGAUUCUCGUAAACGAAAUUUUUCAUCCGAUGAUGAUGAACAAAAUAGAGAUCCAAAUUCUAUUGAAUGCCUAACACCAACAUCAUCGAAACGUAAAUUAUCAGUUGAAAUUGAUGAAGUGGAAAGUGAAUUAUUAGAAAAAGAAAAAUCAUGGAUUAUUCGUUCAGCUGAAAAAGCAGCAAAGAAAAAAGCUCAAACAACAGCUAAAUCACCUCAAAUUGAUAGUGAAAAAGUUAAAACACCAGCACAAGAAUCUGUUUUAAAAGAUCUUAAUGAAAUAUCACAACGUAUUGCAAAUUUAAUUCAAGUUAAAAGUAUGGGUUUAUUAACAGCUGAAAAUCAAAGAACAUUAAAAAAAUUAAUUGAACAAAAACAAAAACGUACCACUGAUCUUAAACGUCUUCAAUCAAAACAACGUGCAUCAACACGUUAUCGUGAAAAACAAAAACGGCAAGUUGAAAAAUUAUGUGCAUCAAAUCCUCAAGUAGCUGUUGAACUUUCAAAAGCUUUUCGACCAGCAGCCACAGCAACACGAAUACAAUUUGAAAGUGAUUGUCCUAAUCUUGUACAAAUUAUUGCUGAAAUUGCAUGUAUCGGUGGUGUAUCUGAUGAUAAUAAAGGAAAAAGACGAUUAUCAUUGGACAGUCUUAAAGAUGCAAUUAAAGAACGUGGUUAUGAAAUUCGAAAAUCAUCACUUUAUUAUCGUCUUAUGCCUCAACGUGCUUUAUCGCAAGAUGGAAAAAAACAUGUUAUUACGGUACCUGUUCGUCUUCGUAAAAUGCAAGGCAUUGAACCGUUACCUAAGCAUGAAGAUUCUCAUUUUACGGCUGCUUCUUGGAGACAUAUUAAAGAUUUAGCUGGUAUCUUUGGUAAUGAUUGUGUUCUCUAUUUAACUCAAAAUACAAAAGCUAAAGUAAGCAUUGGUCGUCCAUCAGCUAAAGGACAAUCACCACUUAUAAUGCAUCUUGAUUAUAAAAUGAGUUCAAUUGAUUCACAAUUAAAUUCAACCGUAUCAAAUCAUCAACUUACAUCAUGUAUUUAUGCUGCAUCAAUUAUUGAUGAAGCAGGUUUAAUUACGAAUGCUGGUCCAACAUAUAUAUCAAUUCGAUCAGCUAAACAUGAUCGUUUAACACAUGAAAGUCAUUCGAUUGAUUUUGAUCGUUUAGUACAAUUAAAAGAAUUUGAAAAAGUUGCGCAUGAUCAUCUUGGUCGUGCUAAACCAAUUGUUGUUAUAAAUAUAGAUAGUUGUGAUUUAGAAAAUAAUACACGUUAUAUAAAAACACUUACGGCAGCUAUUGAUAAAUUUAAAAAAUAUAAUUUAGAUGCACUUAUUAUUAUUAAUCAAGCAUCAGGACAAGCAUUAUCUAAUGUUGUUGAAAGACGUUUAUCACCAAUGGCACAAGAUUUAGCUGGUUUAAUAUUACCACAUGAUCAUUUUGGUACACAUUUAAAUGAUGCUGGUUUAACACAACAUGCUGAAUUAGAAAAAGAAAAUUUUAAAUUAACUGGUGAUGUUUUAGCGGAAGUAUGGAGUUUGAAUGUACUUGAUGAGUAUCCAGUUGUGGCUGAAUAUAUUAAUCCAUCGCCAAUGAUUGAUGAACAACUUCAAAUGGCUGAUAGUGUAUUAGCUUUGAAUAGUAUUAUUGAUCAGGUUUCUAUUCAAGAAAACGAAGAAAGACCAUCCGAUCAAAUACGUCCAACUCCCACAAUAUCGACAACAGAAGUCAAAACUGAAUGCAAUAUUGAUGAAUUUUGGUGUGCAACUCAUGUUCUUCAAACUCAAUAUACAAUUCAAAUAAUUCGUUGUAAUAAUCCAUCAUGUUGUACACCAUGGCGUUCAAAUUAUAUUCAAGUUUUUCCUCAUCGUUUUCUUCCACCACCAGUACCAUUUGAUCGUUCAUCACGUGGUGUUAAAAUGGCUGAUAUUGAAACAUCAUCAGCACUAACAAAUCCAGUAUCACCAUUUUAUGGUAACCUUUUUCAACGUAUACAAUUUCAUGGUAUUGUUAUUAAUCGUACACAUGAUGAUCUUCUACCAUAUGAUGCAUGUUGUCCAUCAUUACAAACAAAGAUAUCAUCACGCAUAUGUUCAAUCUGUAAACAAUAUAUUCCAUCAUCAAUACGUUUACGUAAUCAUUAUAAAAUUCAUCAACAAUAUACAAUCGAUUCAUUUGAUUAUAUUAAUAAAGAAGAAGAUAUAAUUGAUGAUAAUGAUUUAAAUGAUCCAUAUGAUAUGCCAAUAAUAUCAAUAAAUUCAACAAAAAAUGGUGUUUAUUUAUUUUCUAAUAUGGCUGAAUGGUUAAAAUCAGAUUUUGAAGAUGAUCCUAUUGUUGAUACUAAAGUUAAAUCAACAGCAGCAACAGCAUCAGCUAUGAUUCGAAAAGAAAAACAAAUGGCAGCACAGACAACAACAACAACAACAACAACAAUUCAAGAAGAAAACUCAAUGACAUUUAUUUCCAAUGAUCAAGAAACAACAAUUAAUGAAAUAUUUACAGAAGAAGAAAUUACAACAAUAACUGAUAAUACACAAACAACAACAGCUCCAUAUUUAAGGGAUACUCAAAGAGAGCAAGGUUAUAUAUUAGAUGCUCUGGAAAAAUUAGGAAUGCUUGAUGAUGGUGCAAGUUCAAUAGGUAAUGCACCAAGUCAACAAAGUUGGGAUGAUCUUGAAGAUCUUGUCGACAAUAUGUAA
Messenger RNA from Rotaria sp. Silwood2, 2943 nucleotides. Lineage: Eukaryota; Metazoa; Rotifera; Eurotatoria; Philodinida; Philodinidae. The record is from the annotation of a GenBank genome assembly.